Messenger RNA from Ilyonectria robusta, 825 nucleotides. RefSeq lists its product as uncharacterized. The record is from RefSeq and is a predicted model, not a curated record. NCBI's taxonomy places the organism in Eukaryota, Fungi, Ascomycota, Sordariomycetes, Hypocreales, Nectriaceae. The annotation marks the transcript as partial. The transcript has a single exon.
GGAUGAUUCCCUUCUGGCGAGCUGCACUUGCCUUCCCCUCUUGCCUCGUUGGACAAACUCGCACCAUGGAUAAUACAGGCUACGAUCCAACUUAUUAUGAUGAUGUCGAGCUUGAUUUCCAAACCCCCAGGCUUGAGAGCCGCAGUGCAAGCCCAGCCGGCCAAAGUCAGCGGCGCAGGCAUGGCUCAUCCCUGCCAUUGCUCCAGUUAAGCAACUGGGACAAAGAUCUGCCAUAUGAUGAAUUCCCGCCUACAUGCAUCCAUUACUCUAUCGAAUGGAAAUUGCUUUUGAACCAAGGAGGAAGACUAACGAAGCUUAUGUACAAUCCAGAACUCGAGCAAGAUCUCGUGCUAGCGCCUAGCGCGCUCUAGAACAAGUCUUUGAAGCAAAAGGUUGAGGACCGCCUCGAGACAUUGUGUUCUAGAUUUCCUGCCAUAUCCGCGUCUCACACCCCCCUUUCCCACACACGGGACUGGCCCAAAUGCCAACGAAAGGAUCCUCUGCCACGUGAAGCCAAGACAUGAGGCUUUGCAAGAUGUUCAUUGCUAAUGAUCGACAGUUUUCACAAAAUGGGUUUAAAGCAGCACGACAUGCCGCCUCAUGCUCCUUCAUGAAAGGCUGUACUGCAGUUACAAAUAGAUCGUUGUACCCGGCAUUUUGCCCUGCAGCCUGAGCCUCACUGACAAGACUGCGGAGAAGGUCGUGGGUAUACGGGAGCUCUUGAACCUCGCCACAGUAGAACUCAAAGCGAACCGAGCAGCAGGCCAUAGUUCAAUAAGGAUUCUGAGAACACAAUGUGUCUUAUCUUGAAGGAAGGCCACAAAU